AUGGCUCGCCGCGAGUCGCUCUCGGAGAUCUUGGCUGCCAACCCAGAGCUUUCUCUCAGCGGCACCAUCAUCUCCGCGGCCUUUAACAUCCCGCAUGCGCUAACCUACCGCAAGGGUGGUGACUGGGGACUCAAACCCCGCGGCGGCCAGUCUGCUCUUUUCGACUCCUUCGCCUACCUCUCCUCCUCCGCGAAUCCCUUCAAACACACCGUUGUCUCCUGGACAGGCGAAAUCGACUCUCCCCUCGAACCUUUCGAACCUGUGCCCCUAUCACCGAGAAACACAACAGUCGGCGUCUCCUCUCUCAACCCUCUCUCGGCCCCGGUUCCCGUCGACGGGGUCGCGCAACUUCCCACUCCACCAACAGUUGACGGACUUUGGCUCCCUAAGGCAGACCAGGAGCGCCUAGAGCACCAACUUGCCAAUGAUACAAUUAUCAAAACUGUUCCUGUGUGGCUUGCGGACCAGGAUGAAAUUACUCCAGAGGGAAUAAUGCUGCGCGAUCAGGGUCGGUGGCGCGGCUAUGCCCACCACGACCUCUACAGCCUCUUUCACUACAAGCAGCAUGAGCCAAGCGAUGGCCGGAAAGAAAAGAUACAGUGGGCUGAUUAUUACCGAAUGAACCAAAAGUUUGCCGCCAAGAUCGUCGAGAUAUACAAGCCAGGCGACAUUGUCAUCAUCCACGACUACUUCCUCAUGCUCCUCCCUAGCAUGCUUCGACAAGCAGUCCCCAGCAUGUACAUUUCAUUUUACUUGCACUGCCCCUUUCCCAGUAGCGAGUUCUUGCGCUGCCUUCCUCGUCGCAGGGAGGUUCUAGAAGGCAUCCUCGGCUCCAACCUGGUCGGAUUCCAGUCCUACAGUUACUCGCGCCAUUUCCUUAGCUGUUGCACCCGCAUUUUGGGCUUUCCUUCCGACACUCUUGGAGUUGAUGCUUACGGAAGUAGAGUCCAGGUUGGCGUUUUUCCAAUCGGCAUCGAUGCUGCAAAAGUGGAAAAGCUGGCGUGGGCAUCCUCUGUUGACACAAAGUAUGACGCCUUGAAGAAAAUGUAUGGCGGGAAAAAGAUCAUAGUUGGUCGAGACCGUCUUGACAGUGUUCGAGGAGUCGUGCAAAAAUUCCAAGCAUUCGAUCGUUUCCUCGAAAUGUACCCGGAGUGGAGGGAGAGGGUUGUCCUUAUACAAGUCACAUCACCAACCAACAAGGUAGUAGACAAGGAUGAUGGGGAGUACAAGACCUCGACACGCGUGAACGAGCUUGUCAUGCAAAUAAACGGCCAGUAUGGAAGUUUGGGAUUUUCCCCCGUACAGCAUUACCCUCAGUACAUCAACCAGGACGAAUACUUUGCCCUACUUCGAGCUGCCGAUAUUGGCCUCAUUACGUCAGUGAGGGAUGGCAUGAAUACAACCAGCCUGGAAUAUGUAGUCUGUCAAAAGGACGGACAUGGCCCGCUGAUACUGUCUGAAUUCAGCGGUACAGCUGCCAGUCUAAGCGACGCUAUCCAUAUCAACCCUUGGGAUCUUACUGACGUGGCCGAGAAGAUCAACGGGGCGUUGACCAUGCCUGAUGAGACCCGGGCUAAGAUGCAGAGCCGACUAUACGAGCAUGUCACAACGCAGACUGUCCAGUCGUGGAUUACUAAGUUUAUCCGGAGAAUCCACAGCGUGCUUGGUGACAACUCUAUCCAGUAUGCCACGCCACUUCUCGACCGUACCCUACUACUAUCACAAUACCGCGCAGCCUCGAAGCGUAUUUUCAUGUUCGACUAUGACGGAACACUUACGCCUAUUGUGCGAGAGCCAAGCGCGGCUGUCCCUUCGAGGAGACUGCUCGAAUCUCUCAAAAUUUUGGCUUCCAACCCCCGCAACUCGGUUUGGAUCAUUUCAGGCAGAGAUCAGGAGUUCCUGACCCAGCAUUUGGGUCACAUUCCCGAGCUCGGCUUCUCCGCAGAGCACGGUAGUUUUAUGAGAGAUCCUGGCUCGCAAGAAUGGAUCAAUUUGGCAGACAAGUUUGACAUGGGCUGGCAAAGCGAGGUGAUCGAUGUAUUCCAGAAAUAUACAGACAAGGUCACGGGCUCCUUCAUUGAGAGAAAAAGAUGCGCUAUCACGUGGCAUUAUCGCCUUGCUGACCCUGAGCAAGGCUUACACAUGUCACGAGUGGCUCACAAGGAAGUGGAAGACACAGUGGCUAAGAAGUGGGAUGUGGAGGUAAUGGCUGGCAAAGCAAAUAUUGAGGUGCGGCCAACCUUCAUUAACAAGGGGGAGAUCGUCAAGCGCCUCAUCGAUCGUUACCACAACCCCGGUCUAGUUGCCAGCGAAGGAAACGAGAAUGCUGGCAGAAUCGAAUUCGCCCUUUGCUCGGGUGAUGACUUUACGGACGAAGAUAUGUUUCGCAGCCUCAAUGGAGUUUCUGGCUCUGUGCUGGAUGCUAACCAUGUCUUCACUGUUACUGUCGGCCCAAGCACCAAGGUUACACUGGCCAGAUGGCACUUGCUGGAGCCAGAGGAUGUGAUUGAGUGUGUCACGCUACUCUCCGACCAAAAGGGUCACUUGGCGCUGGAACGACUGGGUGAGGUAAAUCUGGCCGCGUUGAGCUCAGUGGAGGGGCACAUUCCUGCGAUUUAG
Molecule: messenger RNA, 2619 nt
Organism: Cordyceps militaris CM01
Lineage: Eukaryota; Fungi; Ascomycota; Sordariomycetes; Hypocreales; Cordycipitaceae
Product: Glycosyl transferase, family 20
Exons: 3
Coding region: 1-2619 (872 amino acids)
Biological process (GO): cellular response to heat; trehalose biosynthetic process; fungal-type cell wall organization
Cellular component (GO): cytosol; alpha,alpha-trehalose-phosphate synthase complex (UDP-forming)
Molecular function (GO): catalytic activity
Source: RefSeq, a predicted model, not a curated record